AUAUUAUACAAUAUACAUUAUUCUUGACUUUUGUGAUUUGUGAAUUAAUUAUCAAAAUAUGAUUUCUGUAAUUGCAUUUGGGAUAUAACUAUCCUACACGUUAUGUUUAUUUAGUUUAAACGUUUUUAGGAAAGAGAUGUAACAGUAAAAUAAAAACUGCAAUUCAGUGUUUAUAGUAUUACUACGAUAGUGUUUGUGUAGUAGAGGUAUAAAGUGCCUGAUAAAAAUAUACGUUGUAUAAUAAUAAACACGAUUUCCUUUGUUUGAUAAAAAAGUGAAUCAUAAUACUUAAGUAUUAAGGUUCAAAAUAUGCUUAUAUCCAGUGCUAUAACUCGACGAGAUCUAAACUUUUCCAAAAUGUGCUUUUUGAUAAAGUGCCUCAAAAGAUUAAAAAGUUCACAACAAUGGUUAAGUCGACAAAGAGCGGACCCAUACGUAGAAAAGGCUAAGAUAAAUAACUACAGAUGUCGGAGUGCCUUUAAAUUAUUGGAGAUGAACGAGAAAACUAAUAUUUUACAUCCUGGUCUCACUGUUGUUGAUUUGGGAGCUUCACCUGGCUCAUGGACUCAAGUGGCAGUACAAAAAACUAAUGCUGAUGGUGCUGAUUCAACAAAACCAAAGGGGACUGUGUUAUCAAUUGACAAGCUGCAAAUUUUUCCAAUACCGGGUGCAACUAUAUUAAGUAAUAUGGAUUUCUCCACAAUAGAAGCUCAUGAUAAAGUGGUAAAUAUGUUAGAUGGAAAGCCAGUGGACUUAGUACUUUCAGACAUGGCCCCUAGUGCCACAGGUAUACGAGAAUUAGACAAAGAUAGAAUUUUAGGUCUGUGUUAUAUGGCAAUAAGAUUUGCUGCUCUUGUUACAAAAAUUGAUGGAAAUCUCCUUUUCAAAGUAUGGGACGGAAAAGAAGUGCCCAUUCUAGAAAUGGAUUUAGAAAGAUUUUACAAGAACAUAAAGAUUUUAAAACCAAAAGCAAGCCGCUCAGAUUCUUCAGAAAAGUUUAUUUUAGCUAGAGGUUUUAAGGGAAUUCAAAGGCCAUUACAGAAUGGUCGUUGGGGUUGAAAAAAGGCCUGUUUGUAUAUGGUGCCAUAGUCUCUUGGUUUAUAUAGUAAGUAAAUUUAGUUUGUAGAAUAGGUAUAUGG
Messenger RNA from Pieris napi, 1139 nucleotides. RefSeq names its product rRNA methyltransferase 2, mitochondrial (gene Mrm2). Gene Ontology annotation, molecular function: rRNA (uridine-2'-O-ribose)-methyltransferase activity. Gene Ontology annotation, cellular component: mitochondrion. The transcript has 3 exons. Gene Ontology annotation, biological process: RNA methylation. The coding region runs from base 310 to 1059 and encodes 249 amino acids. NCBI's taxonomy places the organism in Eukaryota, Metazoa, Arthropoda, Insecta, Lepidoptera, Pieridae. The record is from RefSeq and is a predicted model, not a curated record.